Messenger RNA from Exaiptasia diaphana, 5135 nucleotides. RefSeq names its product histone demethylase UTY. The record is from RefSeq and is a predicted model, not a curated record. Gene Ontology annotation, molecular function: chromatin DNA binding; protein binding; RNA polymerase II cis-regulatory region sequence-specific DNA binding. Gene Ontology annotation, cellular component: MLL3/4 complex. Gene Ontology annotation, biological process: regulation of gene expression. Bases 337 to 3912 code for a protein of 1191 amino acids. NCBI's taxonomy places the organism in Eukaryota, Metazoa, Cnidaria, Anthozoa, Actiniaria, Aiptasiidae. The transcript is spliced from 31 exons.
GCUAUGUGUUUGGUAUUGAGCUUGAAGCGUGUUGAUACCCCUCCGGUGUYAGGGACAUAUUGCUCUGAAUUUCAAUGAAUUUUUAUCGAAAAUCCAAAAUUUUAGCUCUAUGAAGGAGCCUUAGGAGUGAAAAUAUAGUGUAGACUUUUCUACAAUGGUAUGGAAGUACGCUGAAGUCAGCUAGAAGCCACAAAAAAAGCGUUCGGAGCUGGUGAACAUUGGUCACUAGUUGGUCUUUUGUUUUUCUCCUGGCUUGAAAAUUCUUCUUUGAAGGAAAGUUUUGGCUAUAGAAUUUGUUAGUUUUAGAGUUUGGAUUCUUGGAAGUUAAUAUGCUCAAUGGUUUCCCAAGUGGAGAUCUUAAGCGAUCGGGAAAAAGAGUUACUGGCGAAUUAUGAUAGCCGGUUGUAUGGGUUUCUGCGACAGCACGACCCUAUCGGUGAUCCCUCCUUGCCAAAUCUAAACCARAGAUCAUUGUUGCUGAAGGGUGUAGUUUGUUUUGAGAAAGAACUACAAGAAAAAGGAAAAGCAGCUCAUCCUGCAAUUUUUUGCAAGCUCGGCCAUCUUCAUUUACUGACUGAGGACUUUCCCAAAGCCCUUUCUGCUUAUCAGAAGUUUUACAAUUUACCCAAUGUAGAUUACUGGAAGGAUGCCCCAUUUUUGUAUGGCAUUGGUUUAGUCUAUUUUAGUUUUUCUGCUUAUCAGUGGGCUGUAAAAGUCUUUCAACAAGUUUUAUACCUAGAUCCAGGUUUUAGUUGUUCCAAUGAGAUUCAUCUACGAUUAGGAAUCAUAUACAAAUCUCAGAGUAGCUAUGAAGCAAGCAUAAAGCACUUUCAUAUGGCCCUAAUGGAUUCCAACCCAUGUUCAUUAUCAAAAGAAGAAAUACAUUUUCAUCUUGGACACCUAUUUGAGAUGCAGAACAAAUGCCAGGAAGCACAGGAGAUGUACGAAACCAUCAUUAACACUCCAGGAAUACCCAACCCUGUUAAAGCAAAUGCUUAUAAACAGCUAGGUUGGAUGUACUACAACAAAGAACAUCUAGGUGAUAGGACCAGCAGAAUGCAGAAAGCUGUUCAACUUUUAAAAAAUGCUAUUGAGACUGAUCCUAAUAACGGUUCMUCUUGGUAUCUGAUUGGAAGGUGUUAUGCAAUGCAAGGCAAAGUACAUGAUGCCUUUACAUCAUAUCGUCAUGCUAUUGAUAAGUCUGAAGCUAAUGCUGAUACUUGGUGUUCUAUAGGAGUGUUGUACCAACAACAAAACCAACCAAUGGAUGCCCUUCAAGCCUAUGUAUGUGCUAUUCAACUAGACCCRAUGCAUGUGGCAGCAUGGACAGAUUUAGGAAUACUUUAUGAAGCAUGUGAUCAACCAAGUGAUGCUGUGAUGUGCUAUAGUGCAGCAAAGAAGUAUGGAGCUACUGAUUCUGCAAUAGAUGCRCGGGUGAAAGCUUUACAGGCAAAGCAGAAUAUGGUCAUGAAAGCUGCCACAAAUAUGAAAAAGAAUAUACCAUCUGUUGGAGAGGCUUGGAAACUUCCCAUACCAGCYGAACUCACAACAAGAACAAUGAGAAAUGUCCAGGCUAAAAUAGUCCCUGGAGCACCAGUACCUACUGCAGGCUCACCUCAAAACAUGCAGCUUUUAUACUUACAACAACAGCAGCACCAGCAGGCAUUACUACAACAACAACAACAACAACUUGUCAAUAGCCACCCAGAUACCAAACCACAACUUAUUACAGUCAACACUGGAUCGGAUCAACAACAAUUACUACAAAACCAAGUAGUUGUUACAACGGCACACAACCUCAAUAGCUUCGCAUUACAAAAUGGCAAUGGGGAAUCACACACUUCCUUGCCACAGGAUAGUAUUCAACAAAACUCUUUAGUAAAUACAUCAAUAAUUGGACUUCCACAAGGAUCACAGAAUGGACCAACCCUAGCUGUGUCUUUGCCUGGUGGAGGACUUGAAUCUACUGAUAAUACAAGUCUUACAAUAUCAUCAAAUAAAACAGAAGGUUCUUCAUCUAGCUCAACUUCACCUUCGUCUUUAUUAACAGUACAACCUAUAGUCAGUCUAUCAAAUCCAAGUCUUCUUGCAACUCAAACAAGUGUGUCUUCUAUAUCAACAUCCAUCCCUGCAAUWAGUUCUUUUCCAGGGACGGUAUUCUCAUCUGCUAGUUUAUCUAAUGGUCCAAUUUCUUCAGAAGGAAAUUCAAGUUGUGGUAGUAGUAGUACAUCAGAGUCUUCUAUUCCUCCUUUAAACUAUGUAACAUCUCCGACACAAAAGUUCUCAACAAAUGUCUCAUUUUCAUCGAAUUUAACACAGCCACUGACAGUGAAUGCAUGUAAUCUAUCACCUAGUAAUAAUUGCAAGCAGUCAUUAUUAUCGCCGUCAUUGAUAUCACCAUCAGUUGGUAUUGCUAUGGCAUCUCCUAGUUCAUCAAAGUCACCAUUAACAGGCAUGGGACCSUCUUGUAAUCAAGUUCCAAAAGUGUCAUUACUGUUUGAUGCAAAUGAGUUGCCGUCACCACCAAAGCCUCCUUACCCUCCACUUCCUACUGAUAAACUUUCUCCACCAACACCAAGUAUCUGCGUUGAAAGUAAAAGAGAUGCUUUCUCUCCAGCAUUGCAGAACUUUGUUCUCUCUCCUGCACAGCCAGUCACAGUGAUAAGAGGUUUAGCUGCUGCUUUGAAAUUAGAUCUUAGUCUGUUUUCUACAAAAACCUUAGUUGAAUGUAAUGCUGACCACCAAGUUGAAGUCAGAACACAGGUAAAUAUAAUGCUAAUGACAGGGGAAGAACAAGAACGACUUAUGAGGGGRAAUGAACCAUUACUUUCAGAUAGUGAUUCCUCUUCCAGUUCUAAAAGUAAAAAGAAUGGCAGAGGAAGCAAGUUUAAAUGGAUUAAGUUUGGCACAAAUGUUGACUUGUCUGARGAGAGAAAGUGGAAAGUUCAACUUCAAGAACUAAACAAACUACCACCAUUUUCAAGAGUUGUUGCUCCUAACAAUUUGCUAAGCCACUUUGGACACACCAUACUGGGAAUGAAUUCUGUACAAUUAUACAUGAAGAUCCCAGGAUCCAGAACACCAGGUCAUCAAGAAAAUAACAAUUUUUGUGCUUUGAAUAUCAACAUUGGUCCUGGGGACUGUGAGUGGUUUGCCACACCCUGUGAAUACUGGGGAGUGAUCCACAACUUGUGUGAAAAGUAUAAUAUCAAUUUUCUAACUGGAUCAUGGUGGCCAAUGUUAGAAGAACUCUAUGAAGAACGUGUACCAGUGUAUAGGUUUAUUCAAAGACCAGGAGAUUUGGUAUGGUUAAACCCUGGRGUUGUACAUUGGGUACAAUCAUUGGGAUGGUGUAAUAACAUUGCUUGGAAUGUCGGACCCGUCACAGCUCAUGUGUUUUCUGCUGCUGUGGAGCGCUAUGAAUGGAACAAACUUCAGGGUGAAAAGUCUAUAGUUGCAAUGAUUCACUUAACAUGGAACUUGGCUAGGAACAUCAGAAUAACAGAAAAACGAUUAUAUGAGCAUAUAAAGAGAAUUCUUGAGAGAACACUUAAAUGCAGUCAGGUAACUAUAGAAAACUUAAAGAGAAGUGGUAUAGAAGUCCAGUGGCAUGGCAAACAACCUGAUGAAUAUCCACAUUAUUGCUCACAGUGUGAGGUUGAGGUGUUUAACCUUCUGUUUGUGCUAGUAACAAAUACACGUAAACAUCAGGUGUACUGUCAAGACUGCGCAAGAAAAACAAGUAYCACACUGGAAGGCUUCAUUGUAUUGAAUCAAUACACCAUUGAAGAAUUACUAGACGUUUACAAGUCAUUCAAACUUUAUACUCCUACUCCCAGCUCACCGCAAGACCGUACGUAUCCACCAAUGGGAGGCCAACUUCCUCUAGGCUACAUGCAACCAACUAUUUAAUUAGUGUACGAUUUCAGGACAUAAUUUUGUACAAAAGAAUAUAUUUUAUAAAUGAAUAGGACAAAAUCCUGUCAUGGUAGAAUCCUGUGCKUUGAUGCACUGCUUUAUUUAAGCUUCUACUUAAAUCAGCUCUUUUAGACGAUCACGCUGCCAUGGUUAUCACCUUGCAAAACAGCCUGUGUUGCCAGACUGCUGGAAAUGCAGGCUAACUUGUGUUGUGACCUUCCACCAUACUAGGUGUUGGUCAUAAUAUCUAAUACACAUGAUGGAAGCUCACAAGGCACAAAAGCUUGGUGUUUUCACUGUCAUUGUUACAACAUGAGAGGGGAAAUUUUGGCCUCUUUGGGAGGCUGUUGAAAACUCUUGAAUAUAUUCAAGACUGCUGUGGAUUGUUCAGAACAAAAACGAAAUCAACUGGAAUUUGAUUUUCCUUCAAGCACAGUCUCUUAUUGUAGUUCCCUACUAGAAGCUACAAAGAUAGAGACACUGCUAGCAGGGAAGAAUCUGAAUAGAAUGAUUUAAAGAUGUUCCACUAAUCUCAAAUUUUCAUGUUGUCCGUUAUACUUCACUCUCAGACCAAAAGUAUUGAUUGCAUUUUAUUAUGAGAACCAUCCAUGGCAGAGCACAUUCUAACAUAARCAAAUCAAAAAACCUAUCCUCUCUCUGAUGGUAACUUGAUAGAAUUUAGGCUUUGAUCAAUAUUAGAUAAUAAUGUAAUCUUUUGCUAUGUAUUAUUACGCCUGCGCAAUCACUUUACAAACAAGCCGUUUAAAUUUUUGUAUGGAAUUUUUUUUAUAAAAUCUCAUGUGAGAUAGACAUUAAGUUAUCUGGAUUGUCAUUGAAGCGGAUCGUGUGCUAAAAUGUUGAUAUGUUUUAGCUUGGGUUGUGUGCCAUGUGGGAUGGAAUUUACCAGUGUAUAAUGCACUGUGAUAUUGUGUAUUUAAAUAUAAAUCUUUUCUUGUAAUUUAGAAKACACUUAUCAUAGGUUGGGUCAUCCUUCCAGUAUUUUCAAUGGCCUUUACUGCAUAAAUUUAUCMAAAUCUCUCUUUUGGAAAAGUCUUAUUACCGAUUAUAAAGAAAUUACGCAUUGAAUUGCUUAUAGUUGUUAUUUUCAGCGUAUUUAUAAUAGGAAUAAUAAUGGUUUCGUUUGAUUGUUAAGUUGGAUUAGGAGUGGUUGGCUGUUAGUGUAUUGUGUGAGAAUAAAAUACAACUAACAUACUUGA